AUGUCAGACACCCAACAACAACAACAAACCCAACAAAACGGCCAGCAGCAGCAGAAUGGCAACCAACAAGUCGCAGCCGGCAGCGGCCAGCAGCAACAAUACAUGAUCCCUCCCCGCGCCGAGGGAUACCGUCCAGCGGCCAUCCGCGAAUCCAGAAUCAAGGACCGUCCGUAUUCGCCCGUCGAAGCGAGUUUGAAAAUUAAGAUUGAGCUGGAUUUGGAGGUCGAGGUCGAUCUGUAUGCGAGGGUUAAGGGUGAUGUUACGAUUGGGUUGAUGUAG
Glarea lozoyensis ATCC 20868 is the source of this 279-nucleotide messenger RNA. RefSeq lists its product as uncharacterized. Lineage: Eukaryota; Fungi; Ascomycota; Leotiomycetes; Helotiales; Helotiaceae. The coding region runs from base 1 to 279 and encodes 92 amino acids. The transcript has a single exon. The record is from RefSeq and is a predicted model, not a curated record.